AACGCCAACGUAUCUCACGAUUUGUUCUCUUGUAGAGGGUUGUAGUUUGGCCCCCUCAGAGCGAAACUUGUAUUGACUGGCCUAUGCCCCGACUGCGCACGCAAUUACCUAAAUAGCAUCUACUGGGCGAUGACAACACUAUCUGAGGAUGCCUCUUGCUCGUUGGAAGACUCUGAAGACCUCGACGAUGUGCCUCUUUCAAUGGCACGAAACGGACGUUAUGAACAGGAGGAACCUCCAUUAUCUACCAGAGGCCCACCCUUAGGCUUUGCACGUAUGGGAGCAGGCUUCCAGCUCAAGCUCCCUACACAAAAGGCCAAUGACCAGGAGACUUCAGAACCAGAUGGCUUGCACGCAAUGCGUUCAGAGCCGGCAUUUUUACCUGAGACGUCACGCGGUAGACCUCCUGGGCUUUCGCUGCCGCUGGGGCAAGCGCGACCUGCCUCGGCGUCCUUCAGCGAGGAAGCAGCACCUUUGCGUACCAGACGAGCGCCCUCGAAGCCGCCCAUGUUAAACCUCGCAAACCCCGCUUCGGCAUCACCCGUGCCCAGCUGCGCCCCAACGCCGGCCCUAGGACCAUCACGGGAGGCAGCCUCCCGUGCGCACAGCACCGCCCAUGCAGCCUCAGGGCCCCAGCAGCAGCCCGUUCGCGUGGAGCUGGUCUCCUCAGCCUUUGUACUCCAAAACGACCAGGACCAUGACGCAAGCGAGGCCUCUACCAGCGACCGUAUCACGCAGCGCUGCUCUCGGCAGCUAGGCAUCGCGCCAUGUGACCUGCAGUUCUUUGAGCUGCGGCGCUUAGACGACGGGGUCAUCCCCGACUCCUGCACACAUGUGGGCGUCAUGAUCCGCGGCUCAACGUUCUCGCUAUCCGCGAUUGAAGACAUGCUAGCGCGUAGCAAACGAGAUGACCAGUUGACAACGAUGCUCGACCGGGCACUCAGAGAAGGGGCGGAGCAUAAGGCGGAGGCCCGACUCAACGCAGAAAAACUUGCGAAACAGAGCGAGGAGCUGGCGGUACUGCGGGAGCGGCUUCGGAGCUACGAGGCGAGCAACCAGCACUUGAGAGAGCAGCUGCAGCGGAGCGACGAACACCGGCAGCUGUUGGGCGGCACCAUCCGCACCAUCAAGAAGGAGUUUGAGGACUUCCGCAGCCGGGUGGUGGUGGAGGGCGCGUCGGUGGACCAGCUGCCCCUGCAUCAGCUCAGCCUGGGGCCGGGGCCGGCAACUAGCCGGGCAUCGUCAGCUCCCGCCGGGGCGGCCACAGAGCGCUGACGGAGGGAUGGGUGGGUGGGCACGGGGUGGGGUCCACACGCUGGGCCAUGCAUGCAUGCGUCCUUUACGCUCUGGGUGGAGAAUGCACGUCGCCAUGGCGCCGCAUGGGGCGGGGGAUUGAGGAGACAGACUGUGAAGUGCCCGGGGCCAGACUUUGGAAGGAGUUUGGGGAGGGAAUGGGUUGAUGCGACAGUGGUUGCAUGGGGGCUGUGCGGUAGCUGCUUAUCGUCGCGUCAAGUGUACGUUACUGUGAUAAGGGUUGGCCAAGGGACGCGCGCGAUGGUGGCUUUUGGUAGACUGCGUUGGCAACGACGACAGUGCAAUUGAUGGAUGACCAAGACAUGACGUGGUGUACUAGGCGACAAUAUCGCCGGCGACAUGGGCGCAUUCGUGCGACCCAAUGUCGCUUGACGUCGUGCUCGACGCUGCUGAGUUGUGAUGCAACAUGCAUGAUAGGGCAGCCGUGUGUAGUGGACGGACCCGUGGGACGUGCUGGGUACCGCCCGUCGUAAGUGCUGGUGGUGGAUGCGGUUGGUGAUUAGCGGUUAGCGGAAGCCCGCGCAUGGUGACAGACAACAACUUACAAACGUCAAACAAUAUUAUGAACAUGCCGCCGCGUCGGCCACAGUAGUUUACGGUCCUCCAUCCUGCAGGGAGAAGAUUAUACUGGUGUCCAAAAACCGUGUGUGGCCUAUUCGGAUGGUGGACGUCUUGCGUGGGAGCAAGGUAUACUAAGAGCCGCAUUUGUAUACCUUAGCAACAAGUCGCCCGUGGCAGCACUACGACGCUAUUUAUACAACACGUGCCAGGACACCGGUGCACAGCGGGCAGGAUGCCGCGUGCCGAGUCCUCGCAUGAAGCCGCCUUCCCUCACACUGCAUACAAGGACACACGACGGGUCCGAAACAACCGGUCGAAAAACUACCUCCUCGAACAACAAGACAGCCAUGUGGGUUGUUGUGCACAAGAUGCAUCCACGCUGGCAUACUGUGGAUGGCAUGCCUGCUACUGUAAUAAACGCUACACAACCAUGAAAACAACCUGGAUCGAGAUCCCAGCGAGACGAAAAA
Molecule: messenger RNA, 2345 nt
Organism: Astrephomene gubernaculifera
Lineage: Eukaryota; Viridiplantae; Chlorophyta; Chlorophyceae; Chlamydomonadales; Astrephomenaceae
Source: the annotation of a GenBank genome assembly